GGAGAGGACCGGACGCCAUUGGAGGUGGGAUGGGCGGGACCAAGUCACGUAAGAGAGUGACGCAAUACGUCGGAUGGGAGUUCGCAGGCCGACGUUCACCGGCUUGUUGUUUGCUGUCUACAGCGGCAUCGUGUUGUCUCCGGCAUGGAGUACGUAGAUCGCUCCGCGCGCUUCUUACGCCCUUAUCUGGUGCGCAGUGUGGUGCGGAGGGCGAUGCCUUGGGGCCUGCUGGGCCUCAUGCUGGGCGGAUCCCUUAUCAAGGAGUUGGCGCCUCUGCCCGAAUGCUACAUGAGCAACAAGCGCAACCUGCUUAACGUGUAUUUUGUGAAACUUGCCUGGGCCUGGACACUUUGUCUGCAACUGCCUUUUAUCAGCAUCACUAACUACCUUGUCACACGGAACAUCGUGGUGGUGGUUCAGCGUCUCAGUGCUUUGAUGGUUGGUACUGCCAUUUGGUAUGUAUGCACUGGAGUGUUCCUGCACAUAGAGGACCUUACAGGCAGCUGCUACAAAUCAUCAACCCUUGAUGUACUGCGGAAGGAACAUCCCAACAGACUACAGUGUCACCAGGCUGGUGGCUUUUGGCAUGGCUUUGACAUCUCCGGGCACUCCUUCCUCCUCUCGUACUGUGCCCUAAUUACUGUAGAGGAGAUGGCUGUGUUGCACUUCGUGAACACCUCUCGGAAACCCAGAUUGCACACACUGGUCAACGGCUUAUUCCUGGUCUUGAGUUGUUUGACCCUGGUCUGGGUGUGGAUGUUUUUUACCACGGCUGUGUAUUUCCAUGACUUUUCCCAAAAGUUAUUUGGCACUUUGGUGGGCCUUUCGGCUUGGUAUGGGACAUACAGGUUCUGGUACCUGACUCCUUUGUCUCCUGGCCUUCCUCCCCAGAGAACUAGUGUGAGUACCCAAAAGUCCAACCGUAGCCUAUAAAAAACAGUGCCUAAGUCAGAUUUAGUUUUAAAGAAUAUUCUGUAUUUGUUAUCUAAUUUUUAAAACAAUUGUUAACGAUAAACUUAAAGGGAGUGGUUGGAGAUCAGGCAUGUUUGAAUUCUAAUUGGAGGUACUGAUCUAUUUCCCAGUAAAAGGAGGAUGCUGUUGGAAUCCUACUGAUCAAAUGACAGAUAGUUAACCUUCUUGACUAAUUCAAUGAAAACACUAAUGAUUGUGUUGAUAAUGAAAUCCAAAUUCAAAUAACUUGAGAUGGGGGACCCUUCUCAAGGUGAGCCACCAGCUCAUUGGCUAUGGAAGAGGCUAAGUUCAUACAUCAAACAAAAAACAGAACUUGCUAUAAAAAUAUAGCAACCUGCAAGGAAAAAAAACAUUGGUUCAGUCAGGUUACUAGCCAAGAGAGCUCCCUUGUUGAGACGUGACAGUUCUGGCCAUGGUAUACCAUAAUUUUGUAUUGAACUAUACUUGCUAUUAUUUCUUGAAGGCAAGGAUAGAGCUUGAUGAAAAAUGAAGCUUUCUGUUAAAUAGCCACCUGACCCAAUAUUUUUGUGUAAGGGAGGUCUGUCUGUUGAAUCAGUGGGAGUUAGAGCCGCUUGUGGAUUAACAGCACAAAGCUGUGGACAUAAAACACCUCUUAAUUCUCUGAAUAAACUCCUAUUCCUGCUUGUUAGAUGCUUUCAGUCUCCAGUUCAGCCCAACCAUCCCAUAAAAACUGCUACAAAAUGCAUUUCCAGAUCAUUUUCUUUAGACAAAAUGUCUUGCAUCAUCCAAGCAGUUCGGAGAAUUUAUUUCUCCAUGUGAUUAGAAUCCUUGAGUAUCUUGACAUUCACUACUGUGGCAAUGUAACAUCCCUGACUUUUGCAACACACUUUGUAUCAGUGUAUUCUUGUUAAAGCAGGGUGUUGGUUGCAAAAUUGCUGCACUUACAUUCUUCAUUCUUAGCUUACAGUAUUUAAUAGAUUAAGGUAUGUCCAUAAUCUGCAGCAGAAAGGCAGUUUGUUCUUUUAUGGGAACUAAUGUUCUGUGUAUAUUGAUUCCUACAGUCAUUUUUUGGCAUUGGAUAACAUCUAUAAAUGAUCUUGCAUCAAAUGAAACUUCACAGUGAAGAGUUUCUCCCCUACCCUUGAAUGACACUAACUUUCCAACACACACUAUUUUUAUGUAGCUUUACUGUGUUGCUUGCUCCAGCUCUGUGACUUGGCUGGCUGCAUUGAACAAGAAAUGCAAUUAUUUUUAGUUCUAACUUUUUCUUUAAAAAACCAAAAACAUUGCAACUUCAUGAAUGGUGCUGCUUUGUGCAUUCACACCCAGAGGCAUAAUGUACUUAGCUCUGGGCCAAAGACUGUAAUCCUCAACUCCAAAACUGAGGAAAUGCUCAGUGAGUGGUUUGAAGUUUCAUGUUAAGUGUGUGACUUGUAAGCUAUUUAAGGUGGUAUAUUUUGUAUUUGCACUGACAACUCAAUCCUAAAUGGAUUUGCUUACUUGUUAAGUACCUUCUAAUUUCACAGUAACCCCAAGCAUACUUAGAUGGAAGUUACUUCAGAAGUGAUCCAGUGGUGUGCAUGUGGCAUAUUCAUUUGCUGAAUGGGAUUUUUAGAUCCAAGUUCCCUUUAGCAGUUCCCGUGGAUGAAACUCCAGGUUGCUUUUCAAAAAUUAUUUCCAACUUAAAAAAAUGUCUUGCAUGAAAGAACAUGUACAAUGCAGAUAUAUAUCUCAUUGACUCCUGUGGGACUGAGAUGUCUUGUGCAAACAUGCCAAAUGUAAAUGACUUCUGAAUUGCAGAUCGGAGUUGGGUCAUACAGCACUAUUCCCCUACAUGAAAGCAGUUUGGAGCCAUCCUCAGAUGUUUGCACGUCCAUCAACUGGGAGCAAGGAGUAGCCAGAUAGUUAACAGUCCCACAGUAGGACUAAGAUAAGAUGAAAGAGGAUGGAAAUAACCACAGUUCCCCAAGUAAUUGGGAGGUUGCAGCAGUGGCCAUCUCAGAGCAGAUGUUAUUUAGAGGGCAUGGAAGCAACCUCAGUUUAAUUUUGUUGUUUUGUAAGCUGUCUUGUGGAUCCUUCUGGAUUAAAACAAUGGAACUCAAAUAUUUUUAGGACUUUACACACUAUGAAGGGCAAUUUUUACAACUAUGGCAGUACUUUUUCCAGCCAAUGUGAUCAGGGGGCAACUGUUGCUGUAACCAGCUAAGUUCACACUGACUUUUGACCCAAACAAAUUAGUCCCCUGAGGAUGGCUCAAGGCAGCUUGCAGGUAUUGGGAAAGUGCUAAGAACAGAUCCUAAGUAUUUUUCAUUCAUUUUGCUGACAUCUUGUCUAAUUGUGCUAUAAUCUGUAAGGUUACAUUUAUCUUUGCUUUAAUAUGAUUUUUUUUUAGUGUUUUGUAUUGGGAUUUAAACCCCCCCAGUAUGCACUAGAUACUUUCCCUCACUAUUAUUUAUGUGCAUACGUUUUAUUUAUCUGCAUACUUUCUGUUGACUGUGUGUGUUAAAUAUUGUAGAUCUGGUGGCUGAAUUUUUCUUACACAUAUAAAUGCUGGUCGUCAGCAAAACCCUGUUGUGGUGUAUAUAAAGCAUUGUUCUCUCUUGUCCUUAUGUGGUAUUCAUAUUUGCUUCAUAUUAAUUACUUUUUCUUGGUUUGUUUAAACACGAAUACCACCUUUAAUAGCUGUUAACAGUGAGUAGAACUAUCAAGCAGUCCUAAUUAUUUAUCAUUAUACUUACUAAACUGCUUCUACUUCCACUAGCAUUUAGCAUGCUAACAUGUGUCCCUCCAGAUAUUUUGGACUAUAACUUCCAUCAUGCCUGACCAUUGGCCAUGCUGGUUAAGGCUGCUGAAAGUUGGAGUUUGAACAACAUCUAGAGGAUCACAGGUUAGCCCAUCCCUUCGUUACAAUAAUGUCUUGAUCCUAAACAUGCACUUUAAACAUUUAUUUUAGGAGGAUUUUCUUGACAGUAAAGAAUCAGAAGUAUUAUGGACUAAACUUUUUGCAGCAGCUUGACCAGCAGUUUGUGUCACAAGCUUUUUUGCUGUCUUUAGUGGAGAGCUGGUUUAUGGUCCUAUUGACAUUGGCUUUCUCCAUAAAGCUCUGGACCUCAUCUCAUAAUUUAGUGCAGAUCAAUGAUUAGGAAGUAAAUGUAAAGAAAUGUAUUCUUGCAUUCUGGACUGUUAUGUCAAACCACUUUUAAGCUGUCAUUCCUGACUAUGACCUGACUUGUAGUUGCAUGCAGAUUGCUGAUUUUUAAAGCAUAUUGCCAGCUUCUGUUAUACAGUCCAUAUCUAUGAAAAUUAUUUAGAGUUUUUCCACUAAAUUACCCACAAUGUGAGCUGCAUCCUGUUUUUGCACAGUUCACAUUGACAUAUGUUAGGCUGGUUUGGACAAUCUUAUCAGUUUUAUAAGCUUAGAUAUGAACUAGCCUUCAGACCAUGGCAACAUAUCCUGGCUUGUUCCAAUGCAGCUAACUGUAGUUUCUCUGUUUGGAUGAAAUGGGAUAUGUACUGUUGGCUGAAGACUAUCUGGUUUGUUUGCUCACCUGAAAAGAGGAGCAAAAGGGCUGUGUAUGUGUCCACAAUGAUCAUUCAUAUUUCAGCUUAUUAAACCAAUGUAUGAUUGCCUGAACUGAUUCGCAUACCUAAAUGGAGGUAAGGUAUCGGGAACCUGCAGCCUUCCAGAUGGUGGACUUCCAAUUCCAUCAGCCGUAGCCAACAUGGCCAAUGGUCAGGGAUGAUGGGAGCUGUAGUCCAACAACAUCUGGAAGCCAUAAGUUCACCAUGCCUGAUAUAGGACAUACUGCUUACCUAAGUUUUAAUAACUUGAGGUCUGGCUAUGCUCAAAAUACUUUAAACCAUAAAUAAUAUUUUAAAGAUAAUAUAAUACAUAAUAAUAUAUUGAUGUCUAUAUUACGCAUUAAGCUGGUUAUCAGUGCAAACCUUAUAAAGGAAAAUUGGCGACUUGGAAAGAUCACACUUGCUUGUUAUGUUGUCAUGAGUAGAAACUGCAGCUGAUUUUAACCUCAAUGUGGCAUUGGAUCCCAGUGAUUUAACUGGGAUUUAUUUGUAUGUGUGUGCAUUUACAAUUGCAUUGUUAAAAGGACAGUAGGGAGAUCAUAUGAUUAGUAUUUGAAGAAGAGUAUAGGAAUCAAAAUAGUACAAAAAUAGUUAUGAGAAAGUUAGAGUGAAUUACUUUGAGAUUAAGGUAUGGAUUUAAAUUCUCUAGACAUUUUUUGGAAAUGCAUAACUUUGGACAAAUUUUAGUGUAUAUUUGAACACCCACAUGAUGAUAUUUAGGAUGAUUAAUCUGGGUGCAUUCAUGUGCAAAUCACACAUUUGGACAAAAUACAAAAUCCCAGAAACAGUCUUGUGAACUGCAAUUAUUAAGAAAUCUAGUGUCUUGUAUCAUUUACAUAUAUGUUGCUUGGAUAGAGCCAUUGAACAAAAUGUCUUAAUUUGUAAGUGAGCCUGGAAGAUGGUCCUGGAGCCAUUCAUUAAUUAUAAGCAUUCAACUGGAAGUAGUCUCCAGUUCCCUAUCCCAAAACAAUAGGAUGGCAUGGCAGAGAACUGACACUUUAACGUUACAACUUGUAUUUGAUCCAUAUAAUGUAAACCUUGUGUGUGGGUGUUGUGGCAAAAUGUUUGACAUGAUGUAUCUACAGAAGUCCUAUAGACACAUGUAUACAAUUGUAACAGACCUGACAUGGCUAAGGCAUGGAUAAAUGUUAUGGGAGGGGUAUGUAGUCCAGUGCGAGGUGCUUUCUUCUUGUUUUAGGGAAACCCUCUGAUUUAUGAACAUACCUAAGACCAAGCCUUGGUAUAUGGAGCUACAAUAUUCAGUAGACGGGUGAAAUGCUGGUUUUUUCUCCUGUGCCUUUGAUUGCUUUUGAGUUGGAUAAUGGCAGCUGGUUCCUACAUUAUGCUAAUAGCAGUCCAUGGAAUUCAAGGGCAGUGAAUCUUCUGCCCAAUGUCCUGUUUUCUUUGUGGAAGGGCGAAUAUUUUAUACAGUGAGGGGCGAGGUUGCCACUGAAGUGCAAAUGAAUUCACCUCAAGAAUGGAGGGAUUUGAUGUACUUGGUAAAGCAAAAAGGCUGGAUUUUAAAUGGGUUUUGUUAAAGGUCUUGUUUUUUAAAAACUUGAAAGAACUUGUUGCCAAUACCAGAGUUUUGUAUUUUUUUUAAGAACUGAUGUAUUUUAAAUGAAAGAAUGCAAAUAUAGCAAUGGAUACUGAUAAGAAAGCAAGUGUAAUCAUGACAAUAUUGGACUAAAACAACAUUGUCUUUUCCCAUUAAAGUUAAUGCAAUGCAACUCUUGUCAUUUUCAUUUGUAAAGAAUUUAUCAGAUGUGGGGAUAAACAAAAUGCAUCCUAUAUACUAAUAGUGAGCUUUUUCUCUGAGCCUUGAUCCUUAUGUAGGUAAAAUGGCACCAUCCACUUACAAAAGAGGUGUCACAGGCUUGUGGCAACACUUUUUGCAGAAAUGGGGGGAAAGAACCCAAAGGGAAAGACAUCUGCUUCCUAUGCCCCUGCCCAAAAUCCAGCCAACUGAGUAUGUUCAGUGGGCAUGGAAUGCUGAUGGACUCCUUGCAGGGGGGAGGGAGUAGAAUGGAGUGUCCUCAAGAGGGUGUGGCUGGUUGGAAUCGAAACUGUCCACACCGUGACAUUUUGUUGCACAUCCUACUGUUUUGUUUCAAAUACAGUUUUCUUUGUAAACGUGACAUUGUGGAUUAUACUAAAGGCGUAAUGUCUCAAUGCCUGCAAGUCCAGAAGCACUUAAGAAGUAAAAUCACUUGAAUUUAUGCAUGCUUAGUCGGAAUUACUAGGCUGUGCAUUUUGAAUGGCUUUAGUGAAUUAGGCAGGUAGGAUUAAUGGACAAAAUAUCCUUCCAAUCAUAGAGUAGACAGUUGAAUUUUAUUUGGAUUACCACUGAUUUUAAUUCCUUUCCUUAUUUUGUCCUAGGAGUCUGGACAUGGUUUUGAAAAAAUAUAUAUACAAGUGAGGGGCUAUUUUUCAGUGGUAGGGUGCAUUCAUUCCAUGCAGAAAGGCCUUGGUAAUUACAGUUAAGAAGAUUUCUGAACUGACCUUGAAGAGCCACAGUUGGAGUUGACAGUACUGGACUAAAUGGCCUGACAUAUAAGACAGCCUCAUAGGAAAUGACAAUUGACAGCUCAUGUUAUGCACAGACAUCUUAAUUGGGAUGUAUUGAAGUUUAAUCAACUUUCUUUAGUUAUCCUCCUUUAUUGGAUAUGUGAAUGCAGUGCUUUUUAUUUUUGUAAAAACGUGCCAGUGCUUAUACCUUGAUAAAAGUGUUGUAGGUUCCAGUGUUGUACGAUGAGUAACAUCACCAACAAGGGCUUAAUGUCAUAUGAUGUCUUAGAUGCACAGCUGAACCUUCUGGGGAUAGAAAUGUACUUCUCUGCUUUCUGGGGGAAGUUGCUUGGCUGAGUGCUGAUUGGUGUCAUGGCCAUUUGGGAUUAUGUAUUGUCUACUUUUGUUUAGCAUCCUGCAGGAAUAAAAACUUAAAAGUUGUUCAUGCUGGCAGUGGAACAUUGAAUUUUUCCUUCGAAAAUCAGAAGGCUGCCAGAAAACUAGAACAGGGCACAUCUGGGAUGCAUAGUGGCUGGGGUGGCUCUCUCAACUGAAAACACUUAAGCAAACACCCAGUUUUGCAGUGAAGGCAUGGGAGUCAGUACAGGAGGGAAAAAGGCAUGACUCCACAGAAUUCCUGCUAAGCAAUGCACUGAAAUAAGUAAGAAUCUUUAAUAAGUAAAUUGUGCUUCAACUACAUUCCCCUAAAUGGCUGGAGGAGUGGAAAACUUCUAAAAUGUUGAGGAGAUUAACUCACAGUUCUAAUGGUAGAAUUGUUGACAACAACAGAAGAUCAUAUAAGAAAAACUAAUGGCUUGGAUCCUAAGAUAAGUGAACUUGGUGAAGUUCACAAAAGGAAAGCUUCUCAUCGUCUUUCCUCACCUGUGCCCCCUGAAAAGUCUUGCUGGAAGGUUGGGGGACCUCCUGAAGAGUGUGUGUGAGAUUGCUGGAAGAGGGGCAAUUGCUCAAAAUUGACCUGCCCAAUAGCUGCAUUCCUCAGCAGCCCCCAGUACCACAUCCCACAUUGUUUCCAUGGUCCCCAGCCCUGAGGGGGCUGCAAAGGGAAUGUGGGGGCAGGAAACUUUCCUUAAGUUCACCCUGGAUUGGAUGCUGAGGGAAGUGAACUUAAGAAGUUCACUUAUCUUAGUUAGUUUAGGGUGGUAGAGAGCAAGUCUCCCUAAGUUUGGAUAACCUGUAUUCAGCUAAUCGGACUCUUACUGAAAAUACAAACAUGUGACUAAGAUGGAUUUUAAGGUAUCUUUGACUGAACGAACAUUUGCUUAAGGAAAUGUGUUUCCAUCUGCUGAAUUGCAAACUGGAUUUUCCCCUCCUCACCCAAAGAUGUAUUUAUUGUAUUAGGGUGUUGCACUACAGGGGCAGGUGCUGUGGCAGAAAAAGAUAGAUAUCUGGUGUGGAUGUCCAUGGAUAACAAAAAUGUAAAUAAUCACACACAUGUACAUGUGUGUGCCCAAACAUCACUGCUUAGUUCCAGCAACCAUAAAAUAGAGGUGUAACUGCUGGUGGAUUUGCAUGUGCAAAAAUUGUAUUUCUGCCCACAUGGUGUGGUGGAUCUCAAAGGGGGACAAAUGUUCUUGGGUUUGGUAAUGCAUCUCAAGAUAUCAGCAUGUAAACCUGUCUGCAUGGCACUCCAUGUUAUAUAGAUACAAUAAGUUUGGUUCUACACAUGGGAAGCUGUGACACAUUUUUCCAUUUCUGAACCUUGCAGGAAACACUUGUUCCAAAUUGCCUCUUAAACUGGGCCUAAACAUCUAUAUGCUUACGUCAUUUCCUCUUUGCCAAGUACCUUUAGUUCUCCCUAUUUUUGCACAAUGAAUUGCUGAAUUGUGUGCGAUGCUUGUUAAUCUGUGUGCAUGCAUGCGUGUGUUG
This is a messenger RNA of Rhineura floridana, 8910 nucleotides long. It is a transcript of the gene FITM2, whose product is annotated as fat storage inducing transmembrane protein 2. NCBI's taxonomy places the organism in Eukaryota, Metazoa, Chordata, Lepidosauria, Squamata, Rhineuridae. Gene Ontology annotation, cellular component: endoplasmic reticulum membrane. The record is from RefSeq and is a predicted model, not a curated record. The transcript is spliced from 2 exons. Gene Ontology annotation, biological process: lipid storage; phospholipid biosynthetic process; lipid droplet organization. The coding region runs from base 145 to 933 and encodes 262 amino acids.